Molecule: messenger RNA, 4852 nt
Organism: Gymnodraco acuticeps
Lineage: Eukaryota; Metazoa; Chordata; Actinopteri; Perciformes; Bathydraconidae
Gene: kdm7aa
Product: lysine (K)-specific demethylase 7Aa
Exons: 19
Coding region: 22-2643 (873 amino acids)
Biological process (GO): protein demethylation; regulation of transcription by RNA polymerase II
Molecular function (GO): histone demethylase activity; transcription coregulator activity
Source: RefSeq, a predicted model, not a curated record
UUGUUUGGGGACAGAAGGAAGAUGGCGGCGGCCCCGCUGUACUGUGUCUGCCGGCAACCCUACGAUGUAAGACGGUUUAUGAUCGAGUGUGACAUCUGUAAAGACUGGUUUCACGGCAGCUGUGUGCAGGUCGAAGAGCAUCAUGCUGUGGACAUCGAUGUUUACCACUGUCCCAACUGUGAUGUGGAACACGGACCCUCCCUGAUGAAAACGCGCAACAACUGCCACAGGCACGACUACACGGAGCCAAACGAUGGGCUGAAGCCGGUGCAGGCUGGCACCCCAGUGUUCGUCAAGGAGCUGCAGACCAGGACCUUUGCCAGUGGUGAGGAGAUCAUGAUGCAGAUGAAGGGCGAGCAGGUGACCACCCGCUACCUGGAGAGACACGGCUUCAGCUACCCCAUCAAAGUCACAGAGAUGGAGAGCCUGGGACUCAAACUACCACCCCCUACUUUCUCUGUCAAAGAUGUGGAGCAGUAUGUGGGUAGCAAAAAAAUCAUCGACGUGAUAGAUGUGGCACGACAGGCGGACAGCAAGAUGAAGCUCAGCGAGUUUAUCAAGUAUUACUCCAACCCGUGUCGACCCAAAGUCCUCAACCUCAUCAGCCUGGAGUUCUCUGACACCAAGAUGUCGGAGUUGGUGGAGGUUCCCGACGUGGCUCAGAAGAUGUCCUGGGUGGAGAACUACUGGCCCGACGAUUCCUUCUUCCCCAAGCCCUUUGUCCAGAAGUACUGCCUCAUGGGAGUCAAGGACAGCUACACAGAUUUCCACAUAGACUUUGGAGGCACCUCUGUCUGGUAUCAUGUUCUCUGGGGUGAGAAGAUCUUCUACUUGAUCAAGCCCACCCUCGCCAACCUUGCACUAUACGAGGCAUGGAGCUCCUCGCCCAAUCAGAGCGAAGUGUUCUUUGGGGACAAAGUGGACAAGUGUUACAAGUGUGUCGUGUCCCAAGGAACCACCCUGCUCAUCCCUACAGGCUGGAUCCAUGCUGUGCUCACCUCUCAGGAUUGCAUGGCGUUCGGAGGGAACUUCCUUCACAACCUCAAUAUUGGCAUGCAGCUCAGGUGUUAUGAAAUGGAGCGUCGCCUGAAAACCCCAGACCUCUUUAAGUUUCCGUACUUCGAGGCCAUCUGUUGGUAUGUGGCCAAGAACCUCUUGGAAAUGCUGAAAGAGCUACGAGAGGACAACUGUCCACCCCCAACCUACCUGGUGGAGGGAGUGAAGGCUUUAAUCAGCGCACUGAGGACGUGGUUGAAGAGAGAGGUGACUGAGCCUUCCAGUGAGGUACCAGACAAUAUCAGGCCCAACCAUCUCAUUAAAGAGCUGACCAAGGAAAUCCGCUACCUGGAGGAGGAACCAGUCAGCGGUAGCAAGCCAGUGAAACCUCAGGGAAGUGUGUGUGGAGUAGCAUCUGGAUCAAACGGCUGCCCGGCCACUCGCGCCCCACUGGAGAGGCUGGACCACGCCCGGCGGGCGAGGAGGGCGGCCCGGAGGCUGAGGGAGCAGCAGCGGCACGCCCCCAAGGUGCCCUCCAACCUGGACAUCUUAGAGCGGCACACCAAGGAGGUGCUGAGGAGGCUGGAAGUGGGACCGCUGGAGGAGACUGUUCCAAGACAGAGGAGCUGCGCAUCUGUGACGGGGUUCAAAUUGGAUGUGGCGUUCUGUGCCAAGGUUCGUGGGAAGCUGAAUAAAGUAUCGACGGCAUCAGCCGCUGCUGCUGCCGAGUCUCUAGAGGACAACCACCACCUACGGCUGAUGCUCGUCAACGGAAGAAUCAUCAGAGACUUGAGGCAGCCAGCCAGCAACCCAGUGAGGACGGAGGCCGAGUGCUCAUCGGGCAGCCCACCAAAGAGUUGUACGGACGUGAAGUCUGAAAGGACAGAGGACAGCGGAGAGCAGCCCAGCACAGUCGGGAAACCCACGUUCCUCAGUGGUCUGGAGAGGAUGAAGACUGAACUCAGGGAAGAAGUGUCAGGACACUCCAGUGUGUCAGACGCAGAUUCAGACAGUGACUCUCCCACAGAGCAUAAAGCAUCGUCGUCUUCGUCAUCCUCCUCUUCUGAUGAGGAUUCAGGGAGUUCCCAGGAGGAAGAGGAGGGUGAGAGGGGCUCAGGGCACACCAUAGAGCUGGACCAGUCUGGCCACAAACUCAGGCACAAACACAAACCACUCAAACGAGAACGUCCUACCUCACCCAGCACAGAAGAGGCCAUUCAGGGGAUGCUGUCUAUGGCCGGGCUGCUGUGCUCCUCCGAGCCAGAGAAGGUGGCCUCCUCCCAGGAGUCCUGGUGGUCCGGCUCCAGCCAGGGCUCGCCUCUGGAGCGGAGGGAGGAGGCGCAGCACCGCCUGCAGGGAGACCAGAGCCCCAUGGACAGCCAGGGCAACAGCAGUGAAGCCUGGGACAAUCAGGGGCUCCCCAGCCCACUCAGCAGGGGCCACAGCGGCAGCCCAGAGACAGAAUACCAGUACUGUGACCCCUCCAUGUCCCCACCACUGCACCCCUCCAAGAGGCACGCACCCAACCCCCCACCCAUCAGCAAUCAGGCCACGAAAGGCAAAAGGCCCAAAAAAGGAAUGGCCACAGCCAAGCAGAGACUGGGGAAGAUUCUGAAACUCAACCAACACAAUCGUGUGUUUGUGUAACAGUCCAAAUCUCCAAACGCAAAGAGAUGCGUGGGGAUGUGUUCUUUGGUGUAUUUGUUACCAGACACUCUUGUGCUUCAGAAAAGGAGGAAAAAAACCAUACACACUGCCCCUUUUGACCCGUAGAACACGCUCACUGUGCAUGCUAAGGAGACAGGGUAUUGGAUUUGAAAAAAGCAAGUGCACGACUUCACCACAAGCACACUAAAAACAAAACAGAAAGGAGCUACGGGAAGCGGAGAGGGACAAGCAUGUUGCGAGAUGUUCUGCUGCAGGGAAAGGUGGACCGAGGCUCCUGUGGGCAUUCAAAUGGACCGGAGAGGUGUCGGAGGUCUACCUAUCAAAAACGCUUGCUUUGCCAGGGAGCAGCUUCUGAUGCAUCAUCUGGAUCAUAUUUUAGUAUUUCUCUCUGCUGACCAUCCCCCAAGCCCCCCCCCUCCUCCGCACAACCUUCACUUGCUUCAUGGCUUUCUGUGAAAGGAGCAGAUGAAACCGAGCUGCAUUUUUCGAGCAGGGUCUUUUUUUCUGAGGUGCUAAGGAGGAUGUGGUGAACAGAAAUUUCAAAAUGGUGCUUCUUGUUUGUACUUUUCUCAACUCAUGCUUGUCUCUUCCGGCCUACACCUCCCUCCCCCCUUCCCCCCCUUUAUCUCAAUCACACCAGCAAUAAUGACUUUGAGGAGAGAGUGAGAGGCAGCACUUUGGAGCAUCCUUCUAUUUGGUGCAAACUGUACUCUCAAAUGUGCACUAUGUUUGAUAUUUAAAGAGUCCGUUUCUAAGCAAUGGUGGCUUAAGGCAAGAUGCCUCUCUGAAUUUGUUUUAAAAAUAGGAAUUACGAGUAUUUCGCUCGGUCUAAAAAACCGAGGACUCGUAUGAUAUCCUGCUUAAUUUAUUUCUUGUUUUAUCUAUGUUGAUUUUUUAUGUGUUAUCGAUUCUGAAUGAUGUAUUUAUUAAUUGAAAGAGAUAAUGAUUUUAUUAUAUUUCAACCCUAAAGCCUCAGUAAUUCUGAGGGUUUUUCUUCUUUAUAGGGUAUUUUUUUUUGUCUUUAACAAACUUUCUGUAAAUGUGGAUGUUUUAGACUUCAUGUGAUCAUCAUCUGUUGAGUAGCAAUUGACCUACUAAAUCUUUGAAUAGCUUCUAUUCUUUACCCCCGUCCCUCCAGUUGAAUAGAUGUGUUCUUGUCUGUCUGCUUUCUCCCUGUAGCCAGAGGUGUUGGGCUAUGUGCAAACAGAAACCACGUUAGGUCGAAAAAUGUCAACUUUCAUUAUAAUUACAUCUGAGCUUUUUCAACUAGUGCCGGUUAUCUUUUUAGCAAAAAAACAAAACAAGUAUUCUGAGCCACUGUGGUCGAUGCAUUAAGAAGGGAACUUCUAUGGGAUGAGUGAAUUUUUUUUUUUUUAAAUACCAGUGCUGAUGUUCGAUGUGUGUUUUGCUCGGGGUGCGCAGUUCUUCACUCUCAGGGAAUGAUGCCAUGGACAUAACCUUCGAUUAACCAGUAGCCUCGUCGUGGACGCAGACAGGAUGUUCUCAGCACUCACUCAAGACUUUAAAGGUUCACCUCCUGCUUCAGAGCUGCUGAGGUUUGUUUUUUCAUUGCGCAACAAAUCAUUUCAUGGUUUUCAUGUUGUAAAGAUAAGCCGUCAGUCAUUGUACUUUUUUUAAGCAAGCUUUUACAACUUAUGUUAACAUAAUUUUGGUAUUGUCCUUCACUGCUUCCUUACACACUUUCAGCUCAGUGUUAUUGGGUUGACUCUAAAACAUCCAUGCUAACUGGCAGUCUCCCAGAGACUUUGAAAGCUUUGCUUGUAGUACACAUGACCUGUGAGGGACUGUGAUCAAUCUACCUGCCCCGACGAGGUGUUUCACAAUGAACCAACCUAAAAGAAUGAGUGUUCAUCACAUUGCCAGACUGAUCUCCUCCUUUUUCUUACACUACACUUUAAUAUUUGAACUCUUUGCAUGUCAAGUCAUUGAAAACAAGAGCUGGCCCGCAGGCAGGGCUUGUAAUAAGCUGUAGUAUUCAUACAGAGUCUUUGUUUCGUAUGCAGCUCUCGGCAUUUGUGAAAUGUGCGUUGGUUUUUGCAAAAAAAAUUAAAGUUUUAAACUUCUUAUGAUUUAAAAUAUACAAACACUGGCUAACUGACACUGUUAAUGCAUUGCAUUUUGUUUCUGCAUUUCAAAAAAUUGCGUGUAAAUAAAACUAAUGAAAUAA